AAUCAGGUUGCACUGAAGUAAAACUUUGCUGCUGUGAAUAGAGCUUGUUAACAUGAAACUCCCUGGAAUUGUCUGCAUCCAGGAGUGCUAUGGAGCAGUUUUCAACAUGGAGGAGAAGUUGUUACACGUGUCUGGUAACAGAAGACAGUAUUUCACUGACAGGAAACUGAUAUUGAGUGGGGUAGCAACACCCUGGCGCCAAACCUCCAACUCUAAAGUGAAGAGAAAUGCUGGAGAUGGGAAAAGUAUGAGAGCAGUGGUGACAGGAGGUGGAGGCUAUUUUGGAUACAAGCUAGGAUGUGCUCUUGCCAGUGCAGGAGCUUCUGUUGUGCUGUACGACAUACACAAGCCUAUCUGGGAAGUUCCCAGUGGAGUAGUGUGUAUCCAGGCAGAUGUCAGGGAUUAUGAUGCCUUAUUUGCAGCCUGUGAAGGGGCUGACUGUGUGUUUCAUGUAGCUUCAUAUGGAAUGUCAGGAAGAGAGCAAUUACACAGAGAAGAAAUUGAAACUAUAAAUGUUCAUGGAACAAGAUUCAUCCUAGAUGUCUGCAAACAGAGGAACAUCACCAGACUGAUAUAUACCAGUACAGUGAAUGUGGUUUUUGGAGGGCUUCCCAUUGAGGAUGGUGAUGAGGAAACUGUGCCAUAUUUCCCAAUUGAAAAGCAUGUUGAUCAUUAUUCCAGAACCAAAUCAAUCGCAGAACAAAUGGUCCUAGCAGCUAAUGGAACUCCUCUAGCAGGAGGUGGAAUACUCUAUACAUGUGUUCUUCGCCCACCAGGGAUCUAUGGGCCAGAAGAGCAAAGACACUUGCCAAGGCUAGCAAAGAAUAUUGAGAGAGGGCUACUUAGCUUCAAGUUUGGGGAUCCUUCUGCUAAAAUGAACUGGGUGCAUGCAGAGAAUCUUGUACAAGCUCAAAUUCUAGCUGCUGAAGCUCUCACCCCUGAGAAGAACUACAUAGCUAGUGGCCAGGUGUAUUUCAUUAAUGAUGGCGAAAAAUUCAACCUUUUUGAAUGGUUAACUCCACUUUUUGAAAGAUUAGGUUGCAGUAAACCAUGGAUACGUAUUCCUACUUCCUUAGUUUAUGUAUCAGCCAUGAUAAUGGAAUACCUUCAUCUGAUGCUGAAACCUUUUGUUGAGCUGUCCCCACUGCUGACCAGAAAUGAGGUACAGAACAUUUCCAUAACUCACACGUUUCGAAUAGACAAGGCACGGAGUCAGCUGGGGUACAGCCCAGAGAAGUUUGCAUUUGCUGAUUCCGUGGACCAUUACAUUAAAACAAGACCAGAAGCCCAGAAUCAUCACGUCUUCCUCAAAGUUUUGCUUUCUUUAAUUGUUACUUUAAGUUUGAUCUUUGUUUCUUUAAGAUUUGAUGGCCUUUCAGUUUUGCACUUUUUUAAAGAAACACAACACUGA
Chaetura pelagica (chimney swift) is the source of this 1411-nucleotide messenger RNA. RefSeq names its product putative short-chain dehydrogenase/reductase family 42E member 2. Gene Ontology annotation, molecular function: 3-beta-hydroxy-Delta5-steroid dehydrogenase (NAD+) activity. Gene Ontology annotation, biological process: steroid biosynthetic process. Lineage: Eukaryota; Metazoa; Chordata; Aves; Apodiformes; Apodidae. The coding region runs from base 53 to 1411 and encodes 452 amino acids. The transcript has 11 exons. The record is from RefSeq and is a predicted model, not a curated record.